Molecule: messenger RNA, 690 nt
Organism: Dendroctonus ponderosae (mountain pine beetle)
Lineage: Eukaryota; Metazoa; Arthropoda; Insecta; Coleoptera; Curculionidae
Gene: mRpL53
Product: 39S ribosomal protein L53, mitochondrial
Exons: 3
Coding region: 75-482 (135 amino acids)
Cellular component (GO): mitochondrial large ribosomal subunit
Source: RefSeq, a predicted model, not a curated record
UUGAUAAUCUGUGGACAGAAGUGUCAAGAAGAAGCUCAAAUAAUCAGGAUUUGUUCACACAACAAACCAGUAAAAUGUCGAUUUAUUUCAGUGGAUCCUUUACCAGAUCUGGUGGCGUGAUUAGCGCCAUAAUUAAGCAGCUGAAACUGGUCAACCUGAAGCCGGUAAAGAGAAUCAAAGUGAAAUUUGACCCAUUUCACCCGAAAGCCGUAGUGGCCAGGGACUUUCUCUUUCAUCUUAAUGCGCCUCGUGUGCAGGAAACCAACCUAAAUUGUCCUAUUCGAGCAGAUGUGGUCUGUGAUCGCAGUGAGCCGGAAAUUCAGCUCGAUUUAGUUGAAUCUGGGAGCAUAAAGUUUCUACUCAAUAACUUGACUGUGUUGGAAAUUCUACAGCAAAUUAACGUUCAUAUUAGCUCCAAAGUCAAAGUCGAAGAAGUCCCAGGGCCGGAAUUAAAGUCAACCAAAACAAAGCACAGGAGGUAGCAUGGGGUCGAAAGACACGGCUGCAAGAGAAAGAGGCGUCCAUGCAUUUUACAGUCAACUACCAGCUUUUACGGAUGUAUUUGAUGAGGAAUCAUUCUAUAUAUUUGCGUACUGCAUGGUCUGUACCACACUUGUUAUAGUGUUCAUCCUAUCCAGAUUUAUUACGAUUAAACCUGUAGACUAAUCAAUAAACUUAGUUUAUGUUUGA